Messenger RNA from Cherax quadricarinatus, 806 nucleotides. The record is from RefSeq and is a predicted model, not a curated record. NCBI's taxonomy places the organism in Eukaryota, Metazoa, Arthropoda, Malacostraca, Decapoda, Parastacidae.
GCGUUGGAUUAGCAGACAAAGUAUCAUGGUACUUUAGCCAUGUUCAGGGACCACUAGAUAAUGAUGCUGGUGUUGUUGAGGUCAUAUUAGCAGCUAUGAGGCUAGUCUCUGCUCUUGCCAAGACACUGGCUAUGAGGUCAUUGCCAGAAGAUCCUACACAGCUAAUUGGUACCCUUCAUGUAACUGAUGCAUGUGGGGUAGUCAGUCUUCUGUAUGGUAUUCUGCUCCACCAGGGAGGCAGAUCAUCUAUGCCUCAAGCACCUUCAAAACUCUCACAGACUACAUAUGCCAUCACUGUUGCUGCCACCACAUUACUGCAUAACCUUGCUUCCCUCGAUCUCCCUAUGUUUCAGGGUGUACUAGGUAGUGAAGGCAUUUCAUUGGAAUUCCGUCAUAUUGCCAGUUAUCUCCUCUGGUAUUGUUCUUAUUGGCCUUGUGAAGACAUACUGCAUAACAUUAUACCCCUUGUUGGCUUCUUUGCAGUAAACAACAAAGAAAAUCAGAUGGUGAUACAGAGUGGUGAAGUGCCAAGCGUACUACAGCAGCUGUGCAAUCUUCCCUGGAAGUACUUCAGUGAGCCUAGCCUUACUAGCGUGCUCUUCCCUACUCUCCUAGCCUGCUGCCUUCAUAAUCAUGAUAAUAUGAUUAUUCUCCAACAGGAGAUGAGCUUCCAGGUAAUUCUUGAGAAUAUGAUAUUUUACCUGGUUAACACUCACCAUUACUUUUGCUUCAGCUUAACUUUUCCCAUGAAAAAUUUACUUUUCAAAAUAGAAUUCAUAAUUCAAAAUUUGUUCACAAAAUUAUAA